Messenger RNA from Perognathus longimembris pacificus (Pacific pocket mouse), 685 nucleotides. It is a transcript of the gene Med31, whose product is annotated as mediator complex subunit 31. Gene Ontology annotation, cellular component: mediator complex; core mediator complex. Gene Ontology annotation, molecular function: transcription coregulator activity. The record is from RefSeq and is a predicted model, not a curated record. Gene Ontology annotation, biological process: regulation of transcription by RNA polymerase II. NCBI's taxonomy places the organism in Eukaryota, Metazoa, Chordata, Mammalia, Rodentia, Heteromyidae. The transcript is spliced from 4 exons. Bases 3 to 500 code for a protein of 165 amino acids.
CCAUGCUACCCCGCGACCGGAAGGCGGAGCCGUCGCUUCCGGAGCUACCACAGCACUUCCGUGUCUGCGGUGUGGGGCUGGCGGUGCCCGCGUCUUCGCUUGUUAUGGCCGCCGCCGUCGCUAUGGAGACAGAUGAUGCUGGAAAUCGACUUCGGUUUCAGUUGGAGUUGGAAUUUGUGCAGUGUUUAGCCAAUCCAAAUUACCUAAAUUUUCUUGCCCAAAGAGGUUACUUCAAAGACAAAGCUUUUGUUAACUAUCUUAAGUACUUGCUUUACUGGAAAGAACCAGAAUAUGCCAAGUAUCUAAAGUACCCUCAAUGUUUACACAUGUUAGAAUUGCUCCAAUAUGAACACUUCCGGAAGGAGCUGGUGAAUGCCCAGUGUGCAAAAUUCAUUGAUGAACAGCAGAUCCUACACUGGCAACACUAUUCCCGGAAGCGGAUGCGUCUUCAGCAGGCUCUGGCAGAACAGCAACAGCAGAAUAAUUCGUCAGGAAAAUGAAGAACAGGAAACAGACCAGGCUUUUAUGAUGUGUAUAUAAUAUGUAUCUCUUGUACAGUAGAGACCAGACUUCUCUUUCUGCUUACCUUGAUUGUAGUAGCACCUGGAAUCUUAGUGUGCUUUUUAAUUAGCAAACUUUUUAUUGUUAAUAGAUUAUUUCUGUUCAGUAAGAAUUGUUCGGCUUU